Molecule: messenger RNA, 417 nt
Organism: Microthlaspi erraticum
Lineage: Eukaryota; Viridiplantae; Streptophyta; Magnoliopsida; Brassicales; Brassicaceae
Source: the annotation of a GenBank genome assembly
AUGUCGGGAAGAGGGAAAGUGAAAUCACAGCCGAUGAAAGUUGUCUUCAUAAACACACAGUACGUCGAGACAGAUGCUCGUAGCUUCAAGACUGUUGUUCAAGAACUCACCGGUAAGGAUGCCAUCGUCGCCGCCGGUCCUUUCGACUCUCCCUCUGCUUCCGACGGCCGUUGUUAUGGUGGAGGUAAUAAAACAGGGGAAGAUACGAGGCGGCUCUACGGCGGUGGAGGAGGAGGAGUGGGGGCUAUGACCGGUACAGAGUUUGAUAGAUUUUUCAAGGAGAUGCCUCCCAUGGAAGAAUUGUAUAAACUAUGAGUUAAAGUUCUGAUCGUGUCUCUUAUCGUUUACCCCAAAACCCAUCUUGAUCUCAUUUCUUGUUUUCUUCUGCUCCUUGUUCCUCGAACUCCUCAGGUUUAA